This is a messenger RNA of Aureobasidium pullulans EXF-150, 830 nucleotides long. RefSeq names its product autophagy protein 16. The coding region runs from base 21 to 572 and encodes 183 amino acids. The transcript is spliced from 2 exons. Lineage: Eukaryota; Fungi; Ascomycota; Dothideomycetes; Dothideales; Saccotheciaceae. The record is from RefSeq and is a predicted model, not a curated record.
CAUAAACACAACCAUGUGAAAUGGCCGACUGGAGCACGCGCUAUCUCGCGGCUCUCGACGCCCGCGACAGACGCGAAUCUACUCAUAAAUCUUACAUCGAUGCCUUCACCCGUCUGGCCGAUCGCAAAAGCGUCGCUGUCACCUCGAACAUCUCCGGUACAGCUUCUGGACUAUCGGAUCAACGUGGCAGCGAUGAGGUCAAUCGCCUUCGACAAGACCUGACCACGACACAAGCCGCCCGGUCGUCCCUGCAAACCCAACUCCAGACUCUCCAAGCUUCGACAACGUCUCUGACUACGGCAAACACAACCUUGACUCAACAGCUCACCGCUACACAUCGACAACUCGCCGCCCUUGAGCGGAAACUGAAAGACCGCGAUGAAGAGCUGCGUGAGAAGAAGAAGCUGGUCGAAGAUGUGCAGGACGAAACUGUUGCCUUGAACAUGGAGUUGAAUGCUAUGGAAAGAGAGAAGCAGAGAUUGAAGGGGGAGAACGCUGAGCUGGUCAGACGGUGGAUGGAGAGGAUGCAUGUGGAAGUCGACAAAGCCAAUAGGGAAGGUGGCUGGGAGUGAUUUUCAACCUGGAACAAAAGAGCAAGGUUGUGAGGCUACUAUUGGUCAGCAGGUUGUGACUAUGAAAAGGCGAAAGCGAACGGCGAGCGGAGGGAUUGAACACGGCCAUGAAGCAAAAGAAGAGAGAAGGGGUUAGAUACUGCACCCUGAUGCACCGCGGAGCCGUGAAAUAAUGUCCUGGCACAGUAUCUUACCCUGGAGAAUGGCCAGCUUGUGAUGUAUAUGUAGCCAAGAUUUCAUACGAGGCUUUGAGAUGCU